UUUUCUCUCCCACCAUCAAACGAGCACAAAACCAAAACAAACAACAUUCGCGCGUGUGUGUAGAAAAACGGCUUCAUGCGUAGUCGCGUGUUCUAGAGACUCUGAUGCAAUCACUAGUUAUCGCCAGUGACGAUGCGAAUGGUGGGAUUUUGUUUAGAGAGAGCAACAAAAAAGUCCCAUUCAUUGAUCACACGACUCAUUGAGAAACUAGUCGUUCGUCAUUAGUUCAGUAGUCAGUGCAGUUGCAGCGAGCUUGAAAGGAAUCAAAAAUGCGAAAAAUAGUUCAAUUUGUAGUUCAGCGGAUAAACCCAAGAAUUCCGAAAGGCAACAACCGUUUGUAUUCGUCAUCCGUGCCAAAGAAUUCCCCAUCAGAUGACACACCAACGCUGCGUCGAAUAUGGAAACUAAUGUUUGGAAAGUACCUGCUGGUCACGAACACGGUCAGCUCCGGUGGGCUCAUGAUGCUGGGGGAUGUUGUGGCCCAGGAGCUUGAAAAGAGACGCCACGGAACGGCGCACACCCAGCCGGGUUACGAUUGGUAUCGAAUAGGUUGCAUGACCCUGGUGGGAAUAUCCCAGGGCCCGUUGCAUCACUAUCUGUACAAGUGGAUGGACCGCAUUCUGCCCGGGGCCAGCGUUUCGACAGUAUUCAAAAAGAUCGGCAUCGACCAGUUUGUCAUUUCGCCGAUCUUCAUCGUGACCUAUCUGUACAGUGCGGGGCUGCUGGAGGGAAGUAGCGUGCGCGAGUGCACCGACGAGAUAAAGGAUAAAUACUGGACCAUUUAUACGGCGGAUUGGCUGGUCUGGCCGCCGACGCAGUUUAUCAACUUUUACUUUAUCAACCCAAAGUAUCGAGUGUUGUACAUUAACGCGAUUACGAUGUUGUACAACGUGUUUUUAUGUUACAUUAAGCACAACGAGGAUCUUCGGAUAAAUUUAGUUGGUUCGGAUGAUAUUAAGAAGGAUUAAAGCUAGUACUUAAGUAGAAAAUGGUGCUUGUGAGUGUAAAUAAAACAGUCAAAGUGGUGUGUUUAA
Molecule: messenger RNA, 1034 nt
Organism: Culex quinquefasciatus (southern house mosquito)
Lineage: Eukaryota; Metazoa; Arthropoda; Insecta; Diptera; Culicidae
Product: mpv17-like protein 2
Exons: 3
Coding region: 270-968 (232 amino acids)
Biological process (GO): mitochondrial ribosome assembly
Cellular component (GO): cytoplasm; membrane
Source: RefSeq, a predicted model, not a curated record